AUGUCUCUGUCUCUCCUCAGGCUGGUGGAUCUGUUUGUAGGGGCCCCUCUGUUCAUGGACCGCGGUAGUGAUGGGAAGCUGAGGGAGGUGGGCCAGGUGUCUGUGUUCCUGGGGAAGGGAGGCUUCUCCUUCCACACACCCAUCACACUGAGUGGGACAGAGAUCUACUCACGCUUCGGCAGUUCUAUCGCCACACUGGGGGACCUGGAUAUGGAUGGCUUCAACGACGUUGCCAUAGCUGCACCCUACGGCGGGCCGAAGCACAGGGGCCUAGUGUACAUCCACAAUGGGAGGGCUGCAGGGCCUGACCCAGUGCCUUCUCAGGUGCUAGUGGGGAGGUGGGCCUCCUCUUACAUGCCCCCCAGCUUUGGAUACUCCCUGCACGGAGCCACCGAUAUUGACCAGAAUGGAUACCCAGACUUAAUAGUGGGUGUAUUUGGUGCAGACAAAGCUGUUCUAUACAG
This is a messenger RNA of Oncorhynchus gorbuscha (pink salmon), 464 nucleotides long. RefSeq names its product integrin alpha-V-like. Gene Ontology annotation, cellular component: integrin complex; external side of plasma membrane. The annotation marks the transcript as partial. The record is from RefSeq and is a predicted model, not a curated record. Lineage: Eukaryota; Metazoa; Chordata; Actinopteri; Salmoniformes; Salmonidae. Gene Ontology annotation, molecular function: integrin binding. The transcript has 3 exons. Gene Ontology annotation, biological process: cell-matrix adhesion; angiogenesis; cell adhesion mediated by integrin.